Molecule: messenger RNA, 3691 nt
Organism: Crotalus tigris (Tiger rattlesnake)
Lineage: Eukaryota; Metazoa; Chordata; Lepidosauria; Squamata; Viperidae
Gene: SLC16A10
Product: solute carrier family 16 member 10
Exons: 6
Coding region: 415-2007 (530 amino acids)
Biological process (GO): transmembrane transport
Molecular function (GO): monocarboxylic acid transmembrane transporter activity
Source: RefSeq, a predicted model, not a curated record
AGGGAGAAAGGUGGGAACCUCAGCGCCCCCUUUAGCCAAUGAAGACGUUCGGAGUGGUGAGGGGUCGAAGGAGGCGGGGCGCAGAGCACAUCUCUGCUCGAAGGCCACGCCUCCUCGUUGGGCUGCUCCUUCAAAACCACCUGGAAGAGGCUCGCGGGAAUGGAACCGCCUUAAGGGCUGGCUCGCUCGUGCGACAGCCGGAUUAAAGGAAAUCUAUGCAAAUUGAGCUCCGAGAGCUUGAGUGUUGUCACAAGAGUGCAGGGAGAACGUUCUCUUCGCGCCCGCCCGGCCAAGUUCUGGAUCGCGCUCCUGCUUUCUUGACGCGGGGCAUGUUUGCAGUGCCUCGGCAUUGCUAAGGAGCCAGGAGCGCCAAGCUGUGUAGCCCAGGCCGCCUCGGCGCUUCGCUUCGCGGUUAUGUCCCCCGUCAGCGAGGAGGUGGGAGAGGAGAACGCCGUCCCCGCUCCCUCCCCUCCGGAAGAAAGUGAGUCGGUGGGCGAGGAGAAGCCGAAAAAGGAGAACGGAGAAUGGUGCCCGCAGGAAGCCUCGCUCGCCUCCGGGAACGCAGAAGGUCCCCUGGUGCUUUCUGGGCUCGGGGCGACGCAGGGUCCUCCCGAGAAGGCGGCGGAGCAGGGGGAGCCGCCGCAAGGGCAGCAGGAGACGGCCGAGCCGCCCGAAGGAGGCUGGGGCUGGUUUGUCAUGCUGGCCUCCAUGUGGUGCAACGGGACUGUCUUCGGGAUCCAGAACUCGUGCGGAAUCCUCUUCAAGUCCCUGCUGUCGGAAUUCGGAGACCCCAACGACAAGCAGCUGAUGUUCAGGACAGCAUUGGUGAAUUCUUUGUCGAUGGGGAUGAUUUUCUUCUGUUCUCCCAUUGUCAGUGUAUUUACCAACAUGUUUGGUUGUCGAAAAGUAGCUGUAGUAGGAGCAGCUGUGGCUUUCGUUGGGCUCCUUUCAAGCUCCUUUGUACGUUCACUUGGACCUCUGUAUUUCACCUAUGGAAUCUUGUUUGGCUGUGGCUGUUCAUUUACCUAUCAGCCAUCCCUGGUCAUUUUGGGACAUUAUUUCAAGAAGCGUCUGGGACUGGUGAAUGGCAUUGUUACGGCUGGGAGUAGUUUGUUCACUAUAACACUGCCUUUUCUUUUAAAUGAACUGGUCACUUCUGUUGGCCUCUCUGGGACUUUUCAAAUCCUAUGCAUUUUUGUGUUUAUUCUCUUCCUGGCUGGCUUUACUUACAAACCUCUCAUGCCUAGUACCAAACAAAGUGAAAAAGGGAAGAAGUUCAAAUUACCUCCAGCAAAACAAGUGUGCAAUUUUUCCAUUUUCAAAAUUUUGAGUUAUAGAAUCUGGGCUCUGGGGAUUCCAGCUGCUUUAUUUGGAUAUUUCAUACCUUAUGUUCAUCUACUAAAACAUGUGAAAGAACGUAUUGGUGAACAUGUUCCAGAUGUGACACUUCUGCUUUGUCUUGGCAUUACUUCAGGAAUUGGUCGACUGAUCUUUGGCAAAAUUGCAGAUUAUAUUCCAGGUGCAAAAAAGGUUUAUCUACAGGUGAUAUCGUUUUUGUUAAUUGGCCUGAUGUCUAUGAUGAUCCCAUUAUGCAAUUCCUUUGAAGCUCUUAUUGUUGUCUGCCUUAUCAUGGGCCUUUUUGAUGGAUGCUUCAUUAGUAUCAUGGCACCGAUUGCUUUUGAGUUAGUUGGUGCACAUCAUGUUUCUGAAGCAAUUGGAUUCCUUUUGGGCUUGAUGUCUAUACCAAUGACAGUUGGCCCACCUAUUGCAGGAAAAUUACGGGAUCAUUUCGGCACAUACGAUGUGGCAUUCUACCUAGCAGGAGUUCCACCUAUUGUUGGAGGAGCUAUAUUAUGUGCUAUCCCAUGGGUGCAUGCAAAGAGGAAACGCAAAGAACAAGCUACACCUGUGAAUGGAGAAACCACAGAAAAAAUGCUGGAAAUCAAAAGCCUCCCCGUGUCGGACUCAUUUGAGAAACCUAGCAAAGAAUCAGAAUCUGUUAUUUAAUAUUCCUAUUUUUUCUACCAGAUUGAAUUUAUUUUUAUAAAAUUAGGUAGCUUUCUGUUUAUAAACUGAGUGCACCAUGAUCAUGCGUUUUUGGCAAAGCUGUGGUUGAGCAGUGUGGAAAUAAUAUCAAGAAAUCUUUUCAGCUGUUUUUGGUUGCAUUUACAAACUUUCUGACUUUUGGUAUGACCAAUGUUAUAACUAAAUACAUGCAGGUGAAUGUGUAGGUAGGGAAACAUAUGAAUGCCUAUUUGGGAGUCAAGAUCUGUCCUGUCUUACCAGUUUGAUUUCCUCCCAAUCCCUUCACUUUUGUAAUCUGUCCAGCAGAAUGAUUCAGAUGGGAUUUUUAGUAGCAUCUAAAGCAGGGGUUCUCAACCUUGGCAACUUUAAGACUUGUGGAUUUCAACUCCCAGAAUUCCUGGCUGAGGAAUUCUGGGAGUUGAAGUCCACAAGUCUUAAAGUUGCCAAGGUUGAGAACCCCUGAUUAAAGGUUUUAAAACUAUUACUGCUAAUUUUUAAACGUUCUGGGGAGGUAGAUUUCAGAAUUUUUAAAAUGGUGGUAAUGACAUCUGCUCUCUAGCAUGCUCCCAAGUUGAAUAAUUUACAAUGCCCCAUUGUGUGGUUUGCUUCUUGGUGAAGGUUUGGCCUUGUUUGAUUCAGUCCAUGGCAUAUUGCUUCUAACAGGAAUAUGAGGUCCAGCUUAAUCCAAAUGUAUACCAAUACUUAACAUAACCUACAGUUGGAGCAUUUAUUUUUACAAUAUUGAUAUGUGCAGGAUAAAACAGAAUUUUAUAAUGCAAUAGUAAUACUUAUUAGUUUUCUGUAAAUUUUCUGUUGCUUAAACCUUUUAACAGUUCUAGUCUGUAUUGCUUCAAGUCUCAAUAUAGAUAGUACUAUAGUAAAGUUAAGGCUAUCUCAUACUGAGUACCGUAAAUGCCGGCGUACAAGGCGACCCGGCGUAUAAGACGACCCCCGUCUUUAUAGCUGGGCCGCAUUCCUAGAACGUCGUCUUAUACGCCGGAAACUACCAGUAUUUCCGGCGUAUAAGACGACUUGGCGUAUAAGACGACUCCCGUCUUUGGCGCCGAUUUCAGCGCUCGCGGAAGUCGCCUUAUACGCCGGCAUUUACGGUAAUUCAAUUAAAGGCUGAUUUUUUUUCAUGUGUAUAUGGGAAAGUAGGUGUUGAAACACAUGAAUGUCAUGUCAUUUAGUGCCUAGGAAUUAUAGUUCAAGCAAUUACUUGUUAAUAAGAUUUUAAAAUUACAGGUAGUCCUCACCUUAUGACCUUAAUUAGGAUUGCAACUUUUUGUUGCUAAGUGAGGCAGUUAUUAAGUGAGACAUGCCCAUUUUAUGACCUUUUUUGUCAUGAUUGUUAAGCGAAUCACAGUCAUUAAGUAAAUCUGGCCUCCCCCAUUGACUUUGCUUGUUAGAACCCCCUAUGAAGGUUGUAAAUGAUGAUCACAUGAGCCAGUUCACUAUAGCUGUUGUAAAUAUGUGCCAGUUGCCAGGCACCCAAAUUUUAAUCACAUGACUGUGGGGAUUCUACGAUGGUCAUAAAUGUGAGGACCAGUUGUAAUUCAUUUUUUUCAGUGCCUUUGUAACUUCAGCUGGUCACUAAACAAAUGUUUGUAAGUCAACCACUAUCUAUACAUAUGUUAAGUACAUUGACGUGAAUUUUUUAGUUUUA